UUUCUCUCUCCUCAUCCUCAUCCUCUUCCUCUCCCUUCUCGCCCAAGCUCCCACUCCCUUCUCUCAUGCCCUCCUGCCCAUAAACAAGCCCUCCUCCUCUUCAAAAACGCCAUUUUCUCACCCAGUAACUCUUCCAAGUCUGAAGACCCCAUUUCUGAUCUCUCUUCAUGGCUCCCUACCACCUCUUGUUGCAAAUGGCCUCGCAUAACCUGCAACUCUGCUCGCUCCGUUAAAGCGCUAGACCUCAGUUAUCUGGUUCCAUUACCAGUUCCCCCUUCUUUCAACCCCACGACCAGCUCCAUAGCCCCCCUCUUCACCAUUAAGACUCUGAUCAAACUCGAUCUCUCCUAUAAUUCUCUGGUGGGUUCUAUUGCAUCACUUUCUCUCUCUAACCUCACUAAGCUAGCCUACCUUGACCUGAGCUCCAAUAGCAUCAAUGGCUCGAUACCAGAUUGGCUAUUCUCUCUCUCCUCUCUCUCUUAUCUGGACCUUUCGGCGAACCAGCUAACUGGAACUCUCUCCCCCGCCAUUCAAAACCUCUUGAAGCUGAGUUUCCUCAGCCUCGACGAAAAUGAUUUGGAAGGCAAAAUCCCUGUCAAGAUUGGCAAUUUAACAGAGCUUCGCACUCUCUCUCUAAGGGACAACAAGUUUUCAGGUGAAAUUCCUGCCGCUGUAGGGGAUUUGACUAACCUUUCCUCUCUCUCUUUAAGCAAGAACCAACUUUCUGGUCAGGUUCCAGAGACUUUGGGGAAAAUUCGGCGACUGGAGACUCUACAACUCGAUGAUAACAAACUCUCCAGCGGUAUUCCGGCGUGGAUUUUCAGCUUAAGAGUCUUAAAAACCUUGAAACUUGGUGGUAAUCAACUUAUAUGGAAUUUGGACGGAAUUUCCCCUAAGUGUCAGCUUGAGAGGCUCUCGCUUAGGUCUUGUAAAAUGGCGGGAAAUAUUCCAAACUGGCUUUCAGGCCAAAAAAGCCUCAAUUUUUUAGAUCUCAGUAAUAAUGAUCUUGAAGGUGAAAUUCCAGCCUGGCUUCCUGAUUUAGAUGUUGGAAAUUUGUUACUCUCUGGCAAUAAAUUGACCGGAGAACUUCCUGGUUCGCUUUUCCAGUCUUUGAAGCUGUCGAUCUUGGAUCUUUCGAGCAAUGAUUUUAAUGGAAAAUUGCCUGAAAAUAUUGGCAAUGCAACAAAUAUUAUGAUUCUAUCAUUGAAUAACAACAAUUUCAGUGGACCUUUACCAGAAUCCAUGGCCAAAAUUCACAGGCUUUUGAUGCUUGAUUUGUCGGAAAAUGAAUUUUCAGGAGAUAAAUUUCCCGUGUUUGAUCCCAAUUCGUACUUAGCCUACGUUGAUAUGUCUGCAAACAAAUUCUCAGGCCAAGUUCCAACCAGUUUUGGUCGACAAAUGAAGGUCCUGGCUUUAGGGGGAAAUCUACUUUCCGGUGAGAUUCCGGCCAACUUGACUGAAAUGGACCAGUUAGAACACCUUGAUCUUCAGAAUAACAAACUUUCCGGUGAUUUUUCUGAAUGGAUCAUGAGAAUGUCAAACCUUAGGGCUCUAAACCUUGGGAACAAUCUCCUCGUAGGUCAGAUUCCGACCAAUUUGUACAACCUCACAAACCUCAGGAUCCUUGACCUUUCAGGCAACAGACUCGCCGGAAAUAUCCCUCCAUCUGUCGUAAAUCUCACUGGAAUGUCAUCUCUGCCCGGAACUCUGAACGAUGCCCUUGAUAUCUUCACUUUCCCCAUCGAUUUCCAGGAUGUGGUGAUUAACUGGAAGGGAACAUUUCGAUCUAUAGCAACUCGAACCCUAGAUUUCUACUUCAUCAUGGACCUAUCGGCGAAUCGGUUUUCCGGUGAGAUCCCAGCGGGUUUAGGCCAGCUAAAAGCCCUGAAGAUCCUGAACGUGUCUCAUAACCUUCUGGUGGGUCAGAUCCCAGCGAGUCUCGGCCAAUUAGAGGAGCUCGAGGGCCUGGACCUGUCAGACAACCAAUUUUCCGGGGAGAUUCCGGCCAGUCUCGGAAACCUGGGUUUUCUCACUCGAUUCAACGUCAGCAGUAACCAAUUAGUGGGUCAGAUUCCGAGUAAUCGUCAGAUGUUAACCUUCGGCCCUGAGGAUUUCGCGAAUAACAGUGGAUUGUGUGGUUCUCAGAUAGAGAAGCCAUGUGCCUUUGCAGAGAGCCCUAGGGUUCCUCUAGGGUUUGAUGGCAAUGGCGAUGCAGAAGACGACACUUCCUGGUUCGAAUGGGAAGGAGCAGGCAUAGGAUUUGCGGUGGCUUUCGUUUUGGCGAUUUUAGGGUCCAUAUGUUUCGGCCUUCCGUUCCCUGAAAUGCCGAAACGUUGGCCCCUUGAUCGAAGACUUCACGCUGCGAUAUUUCGGGGAUGAGGGAGCGGAUUUCGUCAAUACUUCGUCCCGACAUGUCAGAUGCCUUGCAAGUAAAACGUAGAAGCUUCUUGAGACCUUAGUAACUUUUUAGUUGAGGAUUUAGGGUAAUUCAGACUUUAGUAACUUUUGAGUCGAUAAGUGCAAAAAUAUGUGUAUUAAAGGCAUGGAUAAAUAAAAAAUAAACAUUGCAAGGCAUAUUUGCAGGUUGCGACCAACUAA
Molecule: messenger RNA, 2598 nt
Organism: Amborella trichopoda
Lineage: Eukaryota; Viridiplantae; Streptophyta; Magnoliopsida; Amborellales; Amborellaceae
Molecular function (GO): protein binding
Source: RefSeq, a predicted model, not a curated record